UUAUUGUGCUGAGAAGGUGACAAAGAGAGGGCGAAGAAGAUGGACUUUCUGCAACUCGCAUCUCGUCUGAAUCGAGAAACUGUUGUCAAGUCUGUAGCAACAUCUGUUCUCCUGUACGUGAUAUACCGCAUCAUCAAGUUCCUGAUCUGGUAUCGGUGUCUCUACAGCUUCUUCAACAACUGCCAGGGGGUCAAGGACUUCUCCUGGAGGACAGGCAACCUGCAUUUGUUCCCUAAGUUGUUUGAGAAACGUGUUGUAGUGGAGCAGGAAUGGAUGAGGAGAUACCCCAAGUACUACCGGAUCUGGAUGGGUCCCUUCCUCCCAGUCAUCAGGGUCUAUCAUCCAGACACGAUCAGAGCCAUCAUCAAGUCCACGGGUGACCAUUAAAUUACUCAUUUGUCGGGUUUUGAUAUACGUUCCAACGAUAUCUGAAAUGGAUGAUGAGAGUUAAUGUUAC
Messenger RNA from Haliotis rubra (blacklip abalone), 457 nucleotides. RefSeq names its product cytochrome P450 4F12-like. Bases 40 to 387 code for a protein of 115 amino acids. NCBI's taxonomy places the organism in Eukaryota, Metazoa, Mollusca, Gastropoda, Lepetellida, Haliotidae. The transcript has 2 exons. The record is from RefSeq and is a predicted model, not a curated record. Gene Ontology annotation, molecular function: oxidoreductase activity, acting on paired donors, with incorporation or reduction of molecular oxygen; iron ion binding; monooxygenase activity.